GCCAAUGUUUAAGCACAGUGUGAUUGAUAUAUCACUUGAUUUGAACAGAGAGAAAAAAAAACUUGUCGAGCUUGCUGGAUUCUUGAAAAUAUUGGUGUUAAAGUGUUCGGAAUUUCCAAUACCCCAGAGAAUAUCACAAUCUUUAAGAAAAGUAAAUAUAGUUCUGUGAUAAUUUUUCUUUUUCCACAUGCACAGUGUGUGUCAGUGACUGCGCAAAAUUGUUCACAAAAAUGUUAAGUGAAAUAGUAAAAAAAAACAGCCGACACAACAUGUAUUGAAAUGUUAUUCAAGUAAUGCAGAAAUUACAUACUGUUUUUUAUGCAAAUACUUACAAUCGUGUUAGAGACCAAUAAUAAUAAUGUGGAACUGCGAUUUCGCUGUGACACACAGUAGAAGCGCCAGUAUUGGGUAUUUACAAGUUUUCGCGUGUGUGUUUAUAAAUAUGUCGUUUUUUUUUUCAACAAGAUGAUUCAAUCGCUUCAGUCCACCAGAAGAUCUUUCCGGCGUAGCAUCGCCAGUAAUUCCAGUUUGACUUUCGCACUCGCACAAGAUACAUAGUCUAGUCGCGGAGGCUUCUUGCAAGCUAAUUUGAGAAGUUUUUUUUUUAUCCGACUGGAAGUGAGUGUUUAAAUAUGUGAAGUUUGUUGAAGUCGAAACUUUCUUGGUCAAUUAUUCAGCACGAAAGCCAGUGUCUCGUGAUAGUGGUUGAUGUGAAGAUGUGUGGCAAAAAUCUGUAAUCAACUGCUGAAGGCAAGGAAUUGAGCCAAAAUAGGUCAAGUGUCUUAUCACACUUUAUUCACACAUUCAAUGGCAAUUUCUGGGCAUCGCUGUGAGAAUUCAACAGUUUUGAAAUUUCUACAAGCUCUCCUUGUGCGAUAAAUCGAUGCCAAGCUUGCUGUAUUAACUGUACAUCGAGUUUCAAAAGUAAUAAUCUAAGAGAGUGCAAAAUUAAUUUCUGAGGAUUUCUGAGCGUAAAAAAGAAGUUAAGGUGGAAACAAGUUUUGCCACAACUCUUCUUCUCCAACUGCUAUUGACAACUCCUUGUUGUUGUCUUUUUUCUGCUGAUUUUUACAAUAAAGAAAAAGAGAAGCGAAGACUCAAAACAGCGACAUGACCUUCGGCCAUUUCAUUGCCAUCGUCGCACUUUUGUUAAUUCCACUGAAAUGUGUGCAUCUCACAGCGGAGGCUGAGCGCUAUGGCAGCGUAUGCAACCUCGCGGAUGGAACUCUCGGUGUCUGCAAGGCGCAUCGCGAGUGCAUUUGGGCGAGGGAAGGAUUCAAGAGCGGAAGACUGUCGUACUCUGACAUCGUGAGAUGCAGUUUCGUCGACAAUGACGAAAUUAUAUGCUGCGGAGACGAAAGACCGACGCACGAUGACCUCACGCCGCCCAGCACAAUCGUGAUUGAUCCAAAUAACCGGGAUCAGAUAUAUUUCAUAUCUCCUGAUAAUGAGAAUUACUUGCUAGAGAAUGAUGGAAAGACAUCAUCGUCCAUCGUUUCGACUUCACCGACCUCGAGGAUCGAGGGAAAGGGCAGAAAGUGCGAAGAGGAGUGCAAGAAAUUCAUGGAGAAGUAUCAAACUCUCUCGUAUAAUAUAUUGGGUGGUGAGGCGACAAAUCUCGGGGAAUUUCCGCACAUGGCCGCCCUAGGUUAUCCGUCGCAAGAAGUCGGUGACGAAGUGUACUUGUGGAAUUGCGGGGGAAGUCUAAUUUCCGAGCAAUACGUCCUCACUGCGGCCCAUUGCACGGCAAAUCCCACCGCACUGCCAGAAAUUGUGCGCCUCGGGAAGGUCACACUGAAGAGCAACGACGACACAGCUGUGGCGCAAGACAUCGCCAUCAGUCGAAUCAUCAACCAUCCUGAUUACAAGAGGAAUCGCAAUUACCACGACAUUGCGCUUAUCAGGCUUGCGCGUCCGGCGGAAAUGAACGAGAACGUUAAGCCCGCCUGUCUCAACACAAAUCUCGAUGAUGUGCCCGAGCAUACGCACCUCGUCGUCACCGGCUGGGGUGUGACGUCGGUGGAGAGGCGAGAGAAGUCAGGUUUGCUGCUCAAGACAAAUCUCACAUCGGUGCCUCUGGACAGGUGCAACCGGACGUACUCUGAUUUACCACGUGACCGCGCUCUUCCCAAUCUGCUCAACGAUGGUCAGCUCUGUGCGUUCGAUAUGACGCGCAAGAACGAUGCAUGUGAGGGCGACUCCGGCGGUCCAUUGCAAACAGUCAGUGAUAAUGGCUUCGCCACAAUAAUUGGUGUGACGAGUUUUGGCAUUUCUUGCGCGAGCUCAACACCAGGCGUGUAUGCACGAGUGAGUUUCUAUUUGGACUUCAUAGAGCAAAAUGUAUGGCCAGAUAGUCGCUAAUAAAUUCACCGAUUAAACCUAUGAUUUAUGGACAAAA
Messenger RNA from Phlebotomus argentipes, 2398 nucleotides. RefSeq names its product serine protease persephone-like. Gene Ontology annotation, molecular function: serine-type endopeptidase activity. NCBI's taxonomy places the organism in Eukaryota, Metazoa, Arthropoda, Insecta, Diptera, Psychodidae. Bases 1111 to 2361 code for a protein of 416 amino acids. The transcript has 4 exons. The record is from RefSeq and is a predicted model, not a curated record. Gene Ontology annotation, biological process: proteolysis.